AGCGAUGCUCGGCGGGCGGAGCGGCGGCAUGCGGCGGUGUCGGGGCGCGGGGCUGGCGGCGCUGGCUGCGGUGCUGCUCGUGGCUGUGGCCAGAGCCCAGGUACAGCAGGAGCCAUUUCUGGAGACCAUCGAGGGCAGCGGCAUCAACAUCAACUGCUCACAUCCGAAAAAACAGAUCGAGGAUUUAGUCCAUUUCUACCGUCAGCUCCCGGGACGAAAACCCGAAUUCGUCGCACUCACUGCUAGAGCAUCCAAGGAUGUGCCGGACAUCGCAGGAGAGCUGAGGGUGUCAGCGGAUCGGCGUUGGAGCGCGCUGUGGCUGCGGCGGCCCCGGCGCGGGGACGCGGCCGUGUAUUACUGCGCGCUGGGCGCACGGGCAGAGGAGCCGGGGCUGCGGCCGGGCACGAACCGCCGCGGGCGGGGCCGGGCGGGGCCGGGGGCGCAGCGCCGGCCGCGGCCCGCAGGGGGCGCUGCCGCUCCGCCCGCCGGGCCCCGCGCGGCCCCGCAGCUCCUUCCUGUGCCCCGAGCCCGCCCGCACCGAGCCCGCACAGCCCGGCACGCCCGGGGCCCGCACACGCUGCCAGCCCGCCCCUGCCCGCACACACUCGCCGCGCACAGCCCGGCACAGCCUCGCUCCCGAGCCGCCCUCGGCCCGACACCCAACUGCGGAGCCCCGCACCUCUGCCAGCGCCUCUCGCCCUCCGCCUGCGCCUGCUGCUGCUCUCAGCCGCCUCGGCAAAGCGAACAGCUGCUCCUGCAGAGCGCCUGCCGCGCCCGCUGACAAACAGCAGCACUGACCGGCACACAGGGGCUGAUUCAUGGGAUGCUGUCACCUCCGUAGGUCAUGGUAUGAGAGGGGUUUGCAGCGAGGCUUUCGAGGUGACAAAGAAAUCUCCAUGUCUGUCCCUGCAGAAAUGUCGCUGUUCCAUCCUGCAAGGUGCAUAAGUGUUGGAGUCUAGAACACC
This is a messenger RNA of Prinia subflava (tawny-flanked prinia), 965 nucleotides long. RefSeq lists its product as uncharacterized. The transcript is spliced from 2 exons. The coding region runs from base 5 to 781 and encodes 258 amino acids. NCBI's taxonomy places the organism in Eukaryota, Metazoa, Chordata, Aves, Passeriformes, Cisticolidae. Gene Ontology annotation, biological process: response to bacterium. The record is from RefSeq and is a predicted model, not a curated record.